AUGGUGUGGAGCACGCGGCCCUUGAGGCUCGGGAGGUCUUCCUGGGCUACAUUGGCCUUUGUUUGGACUAUGACGACCUUGUUACGGGGCUUUUCUUCAGGGACAACUUCACUGCUUCAGAAUGUGAGAUCUGUGUAUUUGAUCCGUCGCCAUCGCCCAGUGAAGUACCUCCAGAAAACCUUGGAGAAGCUCAGCCCAGGAGUCCCAGUGCGGCAGUGGGCUGCAGUGGAUGGCUUUGAUUUGCAGGAUGAUGUGCUGGACAUCGUGGACUCUGGUGUCGUGGAACCCGCAGCACUGCCCCGUGUGCUGGUGAAGGAUGAGUGGCGACAGAAGUGGCGAGAAACAAAGCGCUGGCGGCAUGUCCGGAGAGGUCGAGAAGCUCCGGGCAAGAAACACGGAGGAUGGCUUCAAGAGCUAGAUCUUACACGUGGCAGCUUGGGACAGGCGUUGUCGCAGCUGCAGGUUUGGGCUGAUAUAGAGAAGGAAGCCGGUGCGGCAUCCGAUGCAUUCCUCGUGGUGGAAGACAAUUGCAAGUUCCCAUUUGGAGUCACAACUGAGUUGUUGGAAGAUCGCCUGGAGGCUGUUCCCAAAGAUUGGGACUUGGUUUGUUUAGGUGGGGAGGAUUUGUUGGGCACUCCUGACCCCGAGUUAGCACAGUUCCGGGAUCAUGAGAUAGGACCUGGGCUCCGGCGUCUCUAUCCGUGGUAUCGAUUGGGCCCAGCCUACUUAAUCUCCGGUGCUGGAGCAAAGAAAGCUUUAAGGACCUGCACACCUUUGCGCUGGCGCCUUGACUGCCAGCUGGUUGGCCGCCUAUCUUCCACGCAGUUUGGCGAGGAGAUGGCGGAGAGGCUAUUUGCAGCAACAAGGAGCCUGCGUGGUUUCUGCCUCUCACCACCACUGGCAUCGAGACCAAAGAAGUCCAGCGAAAAGAACGAAGAGGAAGAGGUCCUAACAGAAAGUUUAGACUCCGUGGUCGCGUGGUCCAUGCGACUCACAGACAAGCCGCUGCCAAAGGGCUCUAUUUCGCACAUAUGGCAUCCUGAUCGGGAGAUUGAAGGUCACAGCAACAUGGUGCCGGAGGCUGUGGAAGUGAUGAACGCGAUCGCAUCCGAUGCUUCGAUCAAGACGGUUUGCGAGGUUGGCUUCAAUGCUGGUCACAGCGCCCUAAGAUGGUUGCUGCGGACCAAAGCGCAGGUCUACUCCUUUGAUUUGGGGGAUCACCCGUAUGCGCGACCAGCGGCGAUGUGGCUAUCAAACCGAUUUCCUGGGCGCUUGAAUAUGACCUGGGGCGACUCUUUGGCGACAGUUCCUGAGUUCCAUCGACACAACCCAGAUGUAAAGUGCGAGCUGAUUUUUAUUGACGGAGGCCAUAGCUAUGAUGUGGCAAUUAGAGACUUGAAGAACUUUGCUGCCUUGGCUAAUCUGAAGAACAACCGUGUGCUUUUGGAUGACACAUUUCUGGACGACGUCCGGAGAGCAUGGGACGAAAUGAUGGAGAUGGGAUAUGUUGAAGAGCUUCAGAGCUAUUCCGGAGAAAUAUCUGUAGGUAGCUAUGGUUUCACGCUGGGAAUGUACACGGAACAUGCUGCAGAGCUGCUGCAACAGCCAAGAUGA
Molecule: messenger RNA, 1614 nt
Organism: Durusdinium trenchii
Lineage: Eukaryota; Dinophyceae; Suessiales; Symbiodiniaceae
Source: the annotation of a GenBank genome assembly